Penicillium expansum is the source of this 1425-nucleotide messenger RNA. Its product is annotated as PP2C family serine/threonine-protein phosphatase. Lineage: Eukaryota; Fungi; Ascomycota; Eurotiomycetes; Eurotiales; Aspergillaceae. Gene Ontology annotation, biological process: protein dephosphorylation. The transcript has a single exon. Gene Ontology annotation, molecular function: protein serine/threonine phosphatase activity. Bases 1 to 1425 code for a protein of 474 amino acids. The record is from RefSeq and is a predicted model, not a curated record.
AUGUUAUCAUGUCUCGCCCGACCGCGUCUGGGGCGUGUGACCACCUCCAUCGCGCGGGCACAUACCAAACGUUCCGUCUCAAUGAAGAACCUUUCUUCAAAUUCCAAAAUUUACAUUGCGACUGCCGGUUUGAUCAGCAUGCCCGGCCUGUGGUGGUUGACCGCUACGAGGGAUGACGUGCCCCGCUUCGAGGGUCCACUAGCGGAGCACUUGGCCCCUGAGCCAGGUCCCUCUAAAGAGGAUGUCACACAUAUCUUAUCGAAACAAGCAUACUCCUUCCAGGUCAAAAAUGUUGCAGGCGUCAACAGAUACGAUGGUGCUCAAUUAGCGUCCAAUAGCCCGUGUGAGGACCGGUUUAUUCAUGGCAAAUUUUCCUCGCCCUGGAAUGAGAAUGGUCAAUGGAUGUCCUGGGCCGUUUUUGAUGGACAUUCAGGCUGGCAGACAGCGGAUCUGUUGACGAAACAGCUCCUGCCUUUUGUGCGACGCAGAUUGAUUGAAGCUAAACCACCCCCAAAUGACGAACCAGUGCCAGAUGAGUGGGUCCAGAGCGCUAUCAUGAAAGGAUUCGUGGACCUUGACGACUCCAUUAUCCAGACUGCCCCAGACACAUCUAAGAGCGAACAAUCCUUCCAAGACAAGGUGAAGAAACUGGCUCCGGCUUUUGCUGGCUCAUGCGCUUUGUUAUCUCUAUACGAUCCCAUCACAAGCACGCUGCAUGUUGCGUGUACUGGUGACUCAAGAGCGGUGCUGGGACAAAAAGGAUCGGACGGAAAGUGGGAAGCAAUUCCAUUGUCAGUAGAUCAGACUGGCAGUAACGAAGAGGAGACCGCCCGCAUUUCCAAGGAGCACCCUGGCGAGGAAAACAUAGCCAAAGGUGGACGGGUGCUUGGACUCAUGGUCUCACGAGCAUUUGGCGACAGUCUGUGGAAGUGGCCUCUGGAUUUCCAGAAGAAAAUGAAGCGGAAUUUCAAUGGUCCAGCACCCCUAACGCCCCGGUACGAUGUUCGCACACCCCCAUACUUGACUGCCGAGCCGGUCGUGACAAGUACUAAGAUCGAUCCUAACAAACCCUCGUUCUUAAUUAUGGCGACGGAUGGGCUAUGGGAUUAUCUGUCCAGUGAGCAGGGUGUCGAGUUGGUAGGGAAGUGGUUGGAACCACAAGGGACCGAGAAGAAGAAGAACAAACUCGAGCCAAAAGAUGGAGAAUUUGACUUUGGCAGAUUCUGGAAAGAUGUGAACUGGAAGUUUGAGGAAGAGAGAACAACAACACAAGAUGAUAAUGCUGCAGUACAUCUGAUGCGCAACUCGCUUGGUGGAAAUUACCACGAGUUGAUAGCAGGUCGGCUUGCGUUUGGCCCUCCAUUCUCUCGACGCAUACGGGACGAUAUCACUGUGCAGGUUGUUUUCUUUAAUACCAAGAAGUGA